Lathyrus oleraceus (garden pea) is the source of this 1970-nucleotide messenger RNA. RefSeq names its product polygalacturonase At1g48100. Bases 123 to 1718 code for a protein of 531 amino acids. Gene Ontology annotation, biological process: carbohydrate metabolic process. Gene Ontology annotation, molecular function: polygalacturonase activity. The transcript is spliced from 7 exons. Lineage: Eukaryota; Viridiplantae; Streptophyta; Magnoliopsida; Fabales; Fabaceae. The record is from RefSeq and is a predicted model, not a curated record.
GUUAUAUAAGGUUUCAAAAUGCAUCUCAUUAUAUAAACAUAGCCGUGAGCCACAUAGUUUUUGUCAAUAAACAGAACCCUCCUCUGUUUCUCUCUGCCUCAUCACUCACAUUUCCACUAAAAAUGAGUGCUUUAACCUUAAAAGCCUUCACAUACAUGUUUCUCAUCACAUUUCUCAUCUGGUCUUCAAAUUUUGAGUGUUGCAUUGCAAGAAGAGGUAAACAUUGGAGACAAACCAGAACCUUCUCAUCUUCUUUGUUCAAGAAAAAAGGAAAGAGUUACAAUGGAAAUACUCAUAACAAAAAUCACCACAAUGGAGGAUCAAAUUCAAAACCAAAGUCUCCUCCACCAUUAUCGCCGAAAUCUCCUCCCUCGCAUAAAAAUGUUCCAUCAUCUCCACCAAUUUCUAAGCCAAAAUAUUCCCCUUCAACUCCGCCACCAAGAGGUUACAAUGGCAUGCAACAUUCAACUUUCUUCAAUGUGCUAGAUUACGGAGCUAAAGGAGAUGGUAACACCGACGACACAAAGGCAUUUGAAGCAACAUGGGCAGCUACAUGUAAAGUAGAGGCAUCAACCAUGAUAGUUCCAGCAAACUACACAUUUUUCGUGGGCCCGAUUUCGUUCUCGGGCCCAUAUUGUAAGCCCAACAUUGUUUUUCAGCUUGAUGGUACAAUUAUUGCUCCAACAAACCCAAGUGCAUGGAGUGGAGUAACACUACAAUGGCUUGAAUUCACAAAACUAGAAGGAAUUGUUAUUCAAGGAAAUGGUGUUAUUGAUGGAAGAGGUUCUGUUUGGUGGCAAGAUUUUCCAUAUGAUAAUCCAAUAGAUGAUGAAGAAAAGCUUAUAAUUCCUUUAAAUCAUACUCAAAAUCCUCCGAUGCCGGUGCAAAAUGAGAUGGGAAGAACAAUGCCGAGUAACAAACCAACGGCACUAAGGUUUUAUGGGAGCUAUGGUCCAACUGUCACGGGUAUAACAAUUCAAAAUAGUCCUCAGUGUCAUCUAAAGUUUGACAGUUGCAAUAGGGUUCUUGUUCAUGAUGUGAGCAUUUCAUCUCCCGGCGAUAGUCCUAACACCGACGGAAUUCAUCUUCAGAAUUCCAAAGAUGUCUUGAUUUACAGCAGCAAAUUAGCAUGCGGAGAUGAUUGUAUAUCUAUACAAACUGGAUGCUCAAAUGUAUAUGUACACAAUGUCGACUGCGGGCCGGGACAUGGAAUAAGCAUUGGAAGUUUAGGAAAAGAUAACACUAGAGCUUGUGUCUCAAACAUUACUGUGAGAGAUGUAAACAUUCACAACUCAAUGAAUGGUGUUAGAAUCAAAACAUGGCAGGGUGGAUCUGGUUCAGUGCAGGGAGUGUUAUUCUCUAACAUACAAGUUACAGAAGUUCAACUUCCAAUAGUGAUAGACCAAUUCUAUUGCGACAAAAGAACAUGCACAAAUCACACAUCAGCAGUGUCACUAGAAGGAAUCAACUACGAAAGAAUAAAGGGAACAUACACAGUUAAACCAGUACACUUUGCCUGCAGUGAUAGCUUUCCUUGUGUAGAUGUUUCUUUAGCCACUGUUGAGUUGAAACCAAUUCAAGAACAGUAUCACUUAUAUGAUCCAUUUUGCUGGCAGACUUUUGGUGAAUUGAAAACUCCAACUGUUCCGCCGAUUGGUUGUUUGCAGAUUGGGAAGCCGACGAAUAAUCGAAUUCAGACUGAUCAUGAUAUAUGUUGAAGCAAUCUUUGAUAUGUAAAUUCAUAUGCUUGUUAGUUAUGUUGUUAUGAUUGAUAUCCUUAGUUAUAGGUAGCAUGUAUAUUCCAAGAGUUGUAGUUUUAUAGGGAAUUUUUCUUCUUCUUCUUCAUCAUGAGAAUAUGUUACUUUAUACUGUUAUUAUUACUAGCCCUACUUUAUGCAAGAGGCUUUGAGAAUAUAUUAUUGUAAAAUGGAGCCUUAUAGUUAAAAUUGGCUGUGUGUGAUUAUUUGUUA